Molecule: messenger RNA, 5244 nt
Organism: Pezoporus occidentalis (night parrot)
Lineage: Eukaryota; Metazoa; Chordata; Aves; Psittaciformes; Psittacidae
Gene: SYNE3
Product: spectrin repeat containing nuclear envelope family member 3
Exons: 18
Coding region: 1055-3979 (974 amino acids)
Biological process (GO): nuclear migration
Cellular component (GO): meiotic nuclear membrane microtubule tethering complex; nuclear outer membrane; cytoplasm
Molecular function (GO): actin filament binding
Source: RefSeq, a predicted model, not a curated record
UUUCUCCACCUUCUUACUUUUAUUGUGAUUCUAAAAUGUAGAAAUUAUGAUACACAGCAGCUGUAAAACUAGAGAGACUGUUGGCCAUGCUGGCUUGCUUUAGAUUUACACUAGGCUGAUUGCUGGUUUGGUCCUGGAGCAUAUUAACUAGAUUUACACUAUUAGGAUGAUGCAAAUGGCAGUGGGUGGGUAGACCAAACCAGUGAGUUUCUUUGAAUGUCUAGCAGCAGAAAUACCCAGUGGGAUUGUGAUUAACUGAGGGAGAAUGCUGCUUUAUAUUUUCCAAUAGUUUUGGGGAAUCAGGGAUGGAGAAUUCAUCAUGUGCUUCAUCACUGAAGACAGCUUACACUUGCAAAGUAUAUUCCAUUCAGCCAUAUUGUGCAGCAGUGGCAUUUCCCACAAAUACCGGUUAACCUCUUUUUCAUGUUGUAUUGUUGUAACUAAGCGCAGAAUCUAUAUUAGUGUGAACAGAAUCUCCUGUUAUAGGCCAAGAGUAAAAAAGAAGUGGAAGCUAAAGUGGGUAGAAAGGAAAAUUAAAAUUAUGGUAGAGGUUGAGCUAAUAAUUUAUAAAAAUCUCAUCUCUGACAAGUACCUGUCUGCACUUUUGCUCCUUGCUGGGUUUUGUGCUGCAUAUUGUGGACUAAUUCUUGUUCAGCCAACAUCUGUCAGGCAUAAUAAUUUCAAGCAUUAAUCCUUACAGGAAUUAACCAGCUUGUUAGUGAUGACCUGAGCUAGAUAGUUUCUGGGGAUUAUUGCUAUUUAAAUCUUACCUACCUUUCAAACAGUACCAAUAUACCGGUCUGGUGUUUUAUUUUCUUUUUCUGGGGUGAUACGUCUUUAGAUUGCCACCCCCUCUAUCACUUCUACCACGCGGUAGGAGGCAGAGAGGAAAUCCUGUGCUGCCUCCGCCAUGAGUAAGGAGGAAGCUGCUGGUUUCUCUUUGUACCAGUCUGGCUCGUGCUGCUAGCCAUGCUGAACCGCUGUCAUAACUAAUGCCCAGUGGAGGCCAAGCUGGAUUGCGCUUGCCGUGCUGGAAACCCAUUUGGGAACUUUGAUGAAAUCACUACAGACUUUCACCUACCUGUUUCUGCAGAAUUCCCAGGAUUUUGCUUCUUCAAAUGCAAUGACUCAGCAGCUACAGGAUGAAUUUGACAGUAGUGUGGAGAAUGCAGAAGCGUGGAUGAAGGCCAUCCAAGAGAGACUGAGUAUCAAUGACAACACCAAGGGACCUCGAUCUGCCCUAGAAGCCAGAUUGAGAGAGACUGAGAAAAUACGUGCACUGGAACCUGAAGGCAGCUUGAAAAUUGACUUGAUUCUUGUGAAGGCAGAUGCUGCCCUUCGCAGGAUCAGUGAGGAUAAGAAGCAUGAGAUACUGUCUAAACUGAAAGACAUUAAAGCCUUGUGGGAAGAGACAGCCAUAUACAUUACUCACUGUCACAGCCGUAUUGAGUGGGUGUGGCUGCACUGGAAUGAAUACCUGAAAGCCCAAGAUGAGUUUUACACAUGGAUUCACAACAUGAGUGUGACCUUGGAGCCUGACAUUGAGUUGCAGCUUGGCUUAAAGGAGAAGCAGUGGCAGCUGAGCCACGCUCAGGUUCUGCUGAAUGAUGUCUUAAAUCAGUCAGUCCUGCUGGAAAGACUGCUAGAGGAAGCUGCUUCCUUGUUCAGCAGGAUAGGUGACUCCAGUGUUGAUGAGGAUGUUCAGAAGAAAAUGAAGAUGGAAUAUGAAAAAAUCAGGGAGCAAGCUGAGAACAGAGUGAACCUGCUUAAAAAGAUAACCAAGGAACAUGAGCAGUACAGCGCUAAUGUCAACUGGUUUCAAUCAUGGCUGAAUGGUGUGACGGAAAGAUUAAACUCCUGCAUUGGAGAAGCAACCGAGUAUUCGGCAGAGGACAAGUUAAAGGCACUGAAGGAAAUUGCCAAAAACAUUAGGAGCGGUGGAAAGAAAUUAGACCAACUUGAAAAUGAGUGUGCAAAUGUGACUGAGAAUACCUCCCCACUUGGAGCUGAGAGAAUGAAGGAUGAACUUGAAAUGCUAAGAAAAGCCUUGGAGAAGUUGAAAUUGCUGCAUAGUGAGGAGGAGGAGAGAUUGCUCAAGAUCCAGGAGUCAGAAAGUGCCUAUGAGUCCCAAGCCAGACAGUUAGAAGCAGACAUCAAGGUGUUGAGAAAAUAUCUACAGAAAUUAGAAAAUCACCUAGAGCCUGGGGAAGGGGAAAAGACUGAAGAUGAGUUUGUAACCCUGUGGAGAAAAUGCAAUGCAACAAGAGCAGCUCUGGCUGCAGAAGAGUCCAAUGUCGAGAGACUGAAGGCUCAGCUUAAGGAACUGCUACGGUUUUCCCAAGAUGUGCAGCCACACACUGAGAGUGUUGUCUCUGCAAUACAGCAGUAUCAAAGUGUUAGAGGCAAGACAUCUAAAAUGAGCACUGAUACAGAAACUGAACUGAGAAGACUCUUCCAAAAUCCCCUGCUAGAUUUUGAACGGUGGAAGCCAUCAGUCCAGAUGCUCCUGGAGACUCCAGAGCCAGCACUGGCUUGCAUUGAGGCUGGUCUAGCUGAAAGCUCCCGCUUCAAAGAGAAGUUCAUGACAUUACAGCUGAAGAAGGAUUUACUAAACAAUGUCCUUGGUGAGGAAAAAGCAAAGACUUUCCUGCAAGAAGUAGCUGAAGCUUCAAAGAAGAGAGAAAUUAUACAUGAAAGUCUGAUGCAGAGCAAGAAGACAAUCCAGCACUUUGAUGCUGGUUUCGCACCUUUGCAGAAGAAAUUAUCUGCCAUUAAAGCUAAGUUGGAUCUAGAGAAGGAACUGAAACCUGACCUCCUGGGUAAAAAGACACAACUCCAGAGACUUCAGAUGAUCCAAGAUGACUUGGCAGAGCUUGUGGCACAAAUGGAGGAGGUAGAGAAGCUUGUUCAGUCAAAUACCACCCAGAAGCAUAAAAUGAACCAACUUUCAUCUGACUCCCAGGCCCUGAAGAUAGCACUGAAGAUGAUGAUACAACGGAGUGAAGAGCGCAUUCAGAAGCACUGUGCAUAUAAAGACAAACUCUCUGACCUUCAGCAGUGGAUCAUACUAACAACGGAGAUGAUUGAGCCCUACCAGGGUGCUGAAGGAGACCAGAACACUGAGGGCCAGGUGGCAGACCUUAAGAAAUGGCUAGCUGACUUACCAGAUAAGGAGAUCCAGCUGUGCCUUGUGAAAGCUUAUGGAAAGCUAGUCAUGGAGAAUUCUUCCCCAGAGGAGACUGCCCAUGUCCAGGCAGAGCUGGAUCAGCUGGAGGAAUCAUGGAGACUGCUGAAGGAGAUGGAAACUCGUCUUCUCAAGAAGUGGCAGUUAAGUAAACCAGUGGUUGAUAAUAAGAAGAAAAUAGAAUUUGCAGACACUAGAUGGAUGUCUGGACCUGUGUUCCAUCAUUCAGGUGUAGAUCCCAACCAUAAGCAGGAGAGGAUUGAAGAAGGGCAACAUACAAGCAGCUACUUGAAGCUUCUACAAGAAUUUGAAGAGUGGUUACAAGGAGAAAAAAAGAAACUGACCAAAAUUCUUGAUGUGGCUUCAUCUUCCACAGAGGAAAUUAAAACACGCAAGAGCAAACUGGAGGAGCUGCAGUCUCGCGUGCCUGAUGGUCAGCAUCUCUUUGAGGAGCUUCUUCAUAGUCAGCCUGUCACUGAAUAUUCUGAAGAUCUGGAGGACCUCCGUUACCAGUGGAUGCUCUACAAAUCUAUACUGAAAGAGUCCAUGAGUACACUGAGUCCUGGAACUUCUGAAGAACCAGACAGAUUCAGAAAGAAGUGCUCUGGAGGUGUGUGCUCAUUCCUGCAUCGAGUGUGCUGGGCAGCACUACCAUUGCAACUGCUCCUCUUGCUCCUCCUGCUCCUGGCCUUCCUCCUGCCCUUGGCAGAGGAGACCCACAGCUGCUCUCUGGCCAACAACUUUGCUCGGUCCUUCCACCUGAUGCUGAGACACAAGGGCCCACCUCCAACCUAACUUCCUGGCAUGGCACAAGGUGACUGUCAGAAAUACAGACUUUUCAACAAUUGGAAGUGUUGCAAUUUCAGGGCUUCUAACAAGACCAUCAUAUCAACUGGGUAGGUCAUAUAAAUGCAACAUAAGAUUAGUCCACUUUAAUCAGGUAUAUGAGCAAAAUUAAUAUUUUUGCAAUAUUUUAUUAUAUUUAUAAUGUGUAUAUAGAGAUUGUGUAAGUAUGUACAUAUCUAUAUGUAUAACAAAAUGCAUAUCUGUGGUCAAACUAACAUCCACCAUUCACUCAUCCACUGUUUAAGGAUAAUCCUGCAAUGUUUCUGUUUCUACCACCUUUCAGCAAGGAAUACUGAAAGAUGGUUUUGUUUUGGGGGCUUUGGGGUGAUUUUAAAAGUCAGAUUCUUGUUUACAACUGAAGUCAGAGCAGGUAUGAGAAGAUGUGGACAUGCACCAGAGUGCAAACUGGAGAGCAGGCACAGUAGAAUAAUGUUUGAAUACAGUGGUUGACAUUCAGCCCAAGGAAAAUUGGAGCUAUUCUAUUUGAAAUCUUGGGCUGGGGUUCGUUUGGGUUUUUUUUCAGUAUCAGGAUGCAGAGACUGCAGGAGGUAAUGGAAAUGUUUCUACUGACUUCAGUAGGAGUGGGGGUGGGCCUCCUCUUGUUCACAUUUUUUACCAGAUUUCUUUCCCAGUUACUGUGUUCUCCAGCCCACCUGAAUCAGCAGAGGUAGACUACAGUAGAAAUAAAGCAAAGAAAAAAGUAUAUAUAUAUAUAUAUAUAUAUUUAGCAUCUCUAUAGCAGAAGAACUUUUAAAAUCAGGUCAUAAUUUUCUGAACAAAUUUGUGAACACUGAACAAAACCUUGUGUCAGUGAUCUUUAUAAAAAGCAGUGGGUUUGGUUGUGUUUUUUUUGUUUGUGGGAUUUUGUGGUUUGGUUUGUUGGGGUUGUUUUGCAUUGUGAAGAGGCAUUUCAUAAUGGAUCAUAAAGCCUGAACAGUGGGAUGCAGCCUGGCUCAGUGUCAGCAGAGCAGAAGUUGGAAAUACUUUAAUAAUACUGCCCUGUAAACAAGAUUCCUUCUUAGGAUGUUUUUUAGUGUUAAUGGUUUGUUAAACUAAUAUAAACUGAUUGUAUCAAAGACAGUCAAGCAUAGAUUUCUAUAUAGCCUAAGAUGAUGACAACUUGCCAUUUAUUUACCUAAGCUUAUGCCUGAUCUAUCAAAUUUUUGAAUAUACAUUUUAAGAUUGCCUUUAAUUUAAAAGCAAUUCUCACUGUA